Cotesia congregata is the source of this 1299-nucleotide messenger RNA. The record is from the annotation of a GenBank genome assembly. NCBI's taxonomy places the organism in Eukaryota, Metazoa, Arthropoda, Insecta, Hymenoptera, Braconidae.
AUGGGAUCAUUGCAACAGCCGUCAGUACUAAAGGGGAAAAAAGUGAUUACUGAAAAUGACGCAAUUGUUCCUAAAAUAUUCCAGAAUAUCCAGGCGCAGUUUAGCAAACAAAUUGCUAUUAUUUACGAAGACGAAAGUGAAGAAUUUAAAAUAACCUACGGGGAAUUAGAACGGCUGACAAAUAAAUUAGCAAGGACAUUAAAACGCUUGUGCCCUGUAAACAACAACCGAGAUGCGAUAAUUGCUGUUUCAAUGAAGCCGACAUACAAUUUGCCGAUCGUGUUAUUAGCGAUUUUAAAAUCCGGGAUGGCUUAUUUGCCAUUGGACGGUGCAUUCCCUCAGGCACGUGUUACACAUAUUAUUGAUGAAUCACAGCCAUUGAUGGUUUUUGUUGACGAAGAUAACACACUGUCUUACGGCGAAACACCUGUAAUUACAUACAAUGAGCUAUUCGAAGAAUCGAAAGCCGAAUCUGAGCUUCCGCCAGAGUACAAUGAAGAUCCCAAAGAAUUGGCGAUUGUCUUGUACACAUCCGGAAGUACCGGAGUGCCCAAAGGCGUGAAGCUGCCUCAUGCGACUUUGAUUAACCGGCUGGAAUGGCAAUGGCGCGAGCUGCCUUUUUCCGACAAGGAACGGAAGACAAUAUUCAAAACGGCGCUUACUUUCGUAGAUAGCGCGCCGGAAAUUUGGGGCUCUUUGUUACAAGGCCGCACCAUUGUUGUUGUCCCUAAGCACGUGACAAAAGAUCCGGAAAAAUUCAUCAACGUACUUGAGAAACACAAAAUUCAAAGACUAGUCCUUGUACCGUCAUUGCUGCAAUCAAUGCUGAUGUAUCUGAGCCUUCAGGAUAACCAUCGUUCAUUAAAAUCAUUGAGGUUAUGGAUCUGCUCUGGUGAAAUACUUCCUCAGACCCUAGCAAAAGAAUUCUUCAGCCGCUUUGCCAAUUUUGGACACACACUGGCAAAUUUUUACGGCAGCACCGAAGUAAUGGGAGAUGUAACUUACUAUUUGUUGAAUGACAUCAGCCAAUUGGAAGAUAUGGACAAAGUUCCAAUUGGACGGCCGCUGGACAACUGCAUUAUCUACAUAGUUGACAAAAAUUUGAACCUGGUUCAACAAGGGGAAAUUGGAGAACUAGUUGUUGCAGGAAGGAAUUUGGCCGCUGGUUAUAUUCGCGGAAGGGACUCUCAUCGGUUUGUGACCAAUCCUCAUGCUAUUGAUCCUGGUAAGUUUCUGAUGAUUUUAAUCCUAAUAAACAAACUUGCCUUAAUAACCACGUGCACGGAAAGAAUAAGAUGA